AUGCAAGAAGAAAGUGUUACGAAAUUAAUUGCCUCCUACCAGCGUAAGGAUGAUGGUGAAGAAGUUUGCUUAAGCAAUUUAAAUAUUGUACCAGUGGAAGCUACUGCCUUGUUUCAAUUUCUAAGUUACGUAAACAACUUGCACAAGCUUAAUAUUACUAAAUGUGUCAUGGAGCAUUUGGCUUUCCGUGAAUUCACCAAGUUACUGAUGAAUGAGAAUGAACACUGCCAACUUACUGAAUUAGACAUAAGCCACAAUAAUUUAACACAUGAAAAUGUUAAAUAUUUAAGUAAUGCUCUGAUGAGUGACAAGUGCAAACUUACAAAAUUAGACAUAAGCUACAAUUAUUUAACAAAUGAAGGUACUAAAUAUUUAAGUGAUGCUCUGAUGAGUGACAAGUGCAAACUUACUGAAUUAGACAUACGCAACAGUAAUUUAACAUAUGAAAGUGCUAAAUAUUUAAGUAAUGCUCUGAUGAGUGACAAGUGCAAACUUACUAAAUUAAACAUAAGCCGCAAUAAGUUAACACAUGAAGGUGCUAAACAUUUAAGUGAUGCUCUGAUGAGUGACAAGUGCAAACUUACUGAAUUACACAUAAACCGCAAUAAGUUAACACAUGAAGGUGCUAAACAUUUAAGUGAUGCUCUGAUGAGUGACAAGUGCAAACUUACUGAAUUAUAUAUAAACUACAAUGAUUUAACACAUGAAGGUGCUAAACAUUUAAGUGAUGCUCUGAUGAGUGACAAGUGCAAACUUACUGAAUUAUAUAUAAACUACAAUGAUUUAACACAUGAAAGUGCUAAAUAUUUAA
This is a messenger RNA of Paramuricea clavata, 811 nucleotides long. Lineage: Eukaryota; Metazoa; Cnidaria; Anthozoa; Malacalcyonacea; Plexauridae. The record is from the annotation of a GenBank genome assembly.